Messenger RNA from Pungitius pungitius (ninespine stickleback), 2320 nucleotides. It is a transcript of the gene dzank1, whose product is annotated as double zinc ribbon and ankyrin repeat domains 1. The transcript has 17 exons. Gene Ontology annotation, molecular function: protein binding. NCBI's taxonomy places the organism in Eukaryota, Metazoa, Chordata, Actinopteri, Perciformes, Gasterosteidae. Bases 241 to 2184 code for a protein of 647 amino acids. The record is from RefSeq and is a predicted model, not a curated record. Gene Ontology annotation, biological process: eye photoreceptor cell development.
CCUUAUUCCGUGAUUCUCUAUUAUUCGUGUUUAUUUAAGUAACGUUACUUAUACACAGCUGUAAUAGCAGCUCAUUAUUAUUGUGUCAAGUAUCAUCAUUUCAUUAUUUACUGCUUAAACACUAAAACUGUUCUGAUAUCUGCUUUGUAAGUAUGUACGUUUUCUUUGAAUUCAGGACUUGUGACUGUUAUUCCACACUGUCGUACUUGAUGAAUUGAUUGACAGGCAGACUGCAUCGUCAUGACAGCAGGAGCAGUGUCAGCUCCGCUCAUCAUUCCCAUGAUGCACCUGCAGACUCACAGAGCCAAAACCCACAUAGACACCAACACACCUGUCUCCAUCCAAUCAGACACCCCUGAGGUUCUGAUCUUUUACACUCUGGAUGGGUCCAAGCCGUCUUUCGGGUCUCGGGGGUCAAAGGGCAGCAGGAGGUACGUCGAUCCAAUUCUGCUGCCUGCAGGUCGAGUGGCCAUCAGAGCCGUCGCUGUCACCAGAGACGGCAGAGACAGCUCCACAGUGACCAAGGUUUUCUCUGUAGAACUCGUCGAGUCAAACGAGGAUCAAUCUGAAGGAACCUUGCUAGACUCUUCUGGUCCUUCAUUGAAGCCCCCAGGUCCUCGUUUCCUGACCAGUCGACUGGGCUCUCCCCCCAAACCACAACCAGCUGGAUCCUCCCAACGUUCCCAGUCAGCGGUGACCAGACAGCAGACGGACUUCCUGCGGUGUGCUCAGUGUCAGAGUCCUCGUCCUUCUGAUCCUUUCUGUGGGUUCUGUGCUCAGUGUGGAUCUUCACUUCCUGUGUUAGAUGAGCAGAGACAGCCCCCCGCUAAGGGAGGACAGGUGCUCCGGUGUGUGUUGUGUAACUCUCUGGUUCAUGUAAACUCUCACACGUGUUUAAUCUGCGAGGCCGUCGUCCAUCAAGAACCUGCCCAGUCCAGCCUUGCACUUCAGCCCAGUGCCCCCCCCUCUGUGGGCUGCAGGAGCUGGAGCUGCUCCAGGUGUAACAGGUGUAACCGGGCUGACGCCAGGUUCUGUGACUGGUGCGGCACCAAGUCCGGUCACGCAGCCAGCUGUGUGGUUUGUUGGCGCUGCGGAGCGAAUGGACACCUGUACGCCUUCUACUGCACAACCUGUGGCGCCUUCCUGGAAGCCCCGCCCCCACCAACAUCCUGCAGUGACAUCACGCGACCUGUUGGGGCUGCCGCCACACUCCAGCAGGGGUCCGCCCCCUGGAGAGCCACGCCCUCCUCCGCCCCCCCUCCAACCACAGAGGGACCAACGCCCAGAAAGGAGCAGUCCACGCAGACAGUUGGACUCUAUUACCCAUCAGCCACUGAGCUUCAGAGGAAGGAAACACAGAGGAAACUUCAUCUGAGCAAGCAGCAUUCAACCAGAGUCCAACAUCCACUACUGACCUCCAUCAGCCCAGGGAGAGGUUUCUGGAGGAAGCAGCUGGAUCAUCUGUGUGCUCACCUGAGGAGCUACGUCCAGAACAACGCCCCCUUCAGGACCCUGCUGGGAGAACCUCGUCUGGGCCAGAUGGUUUCUGCUGCGAUUCAAGAAGAUCGUCACGAAGUCAGCUUGACCUUCAGCUUUGUGUCCGCCGGAGGAGGAGAACGUCAGGUGGAGCAGGCAGGUGACGGCCUUGGACCCGCAGGUGGGGCCGAGACUCUGGGCGGCGAAGAUAAAGCUAACGAUGCUAACGACCCUCACAGACCGACCACGAAACCCAGACCUCCGGUGAGGGACGUGCAGCUGCUGAAGGAGCUCGGUCCAGGUCGAGGCCGGAUCAGCAUCAUCCAGCAGCUCCUGGAUCAGGGGGCGGACCCGUCCUGCUGCGACGCCAACGGACGCCACGCUCUGGCGGUUGCCGUGGUGAACGGCCACCAUGACGUACUUCCUGUUUUAGUGCAGCGGGGAGCCGACGUGGAUCAGCAGUCUCGAGGGAUGAAGAACACGGCUCUGCAUGAAGCUGCAGCUCUGGGCUCUGAAGGUCUGAAGGCUGCGGAGGUCCUGCUCAGUUGCCGGGCGUCUUUAAGGCGGAGGAACGCGGGGGGCGGGACGCCGCUGGACGUGGCGCUGACCUCCGGGUACAGCGAGGCGGCCGCUCUGCUGGCCGCUCGCACCGGACUGGACAUGCUGGGCAAACUGGGGAGACGCAGGGAGGACCUGGACGGGUUCUGAUGGAUCAUCUGGUCCACACGCCGAAACACGGGGAACCGUGCUUCUGCACAUGAGGCUCAACAGAGCAUGUGACAUGCGUCCAAUGACAUGAUGAAUACGAGGUCAUUAUUACAUUAAUAAAACUCGUUUCCUCUUA